CGUCCACGAGGACUCUUCCAGGAAAUCACUAUCAGACUUCUUCCUCAAAGUUGGGCUAGAGUCCUGUCCUGCUGUGCUUUCCUGUCGCGUCUCUCACAUGGAGGAAAUGCUGUCCUUCUGGGAUGUGGCCAUUGAUUUCUCUCCAGAAGAGUGGGAAUGCCUGGACCAUGCUCAGUGGAGUCUGUACAGGGACGUGAUGCUGGAGACCUACAGCCACCUUGUGUUCCUGGGUCUUGCUGUGUCUAAGCCACAACUGGUGACAUUUCUGGAGCAGAGACAAGGACCUUGGGAUGUGAGGACACGAGCAGCAGCCACUGUGCCUUCAGGAACAAGACAUAAUAAUUGUAGUGAAUACAGCAAGGAUAUUCAUCAUAACUCACGCCAGAGAAUUCAUAAAGGGGAGAAACCCUACAAGUGUGAAGAGUGUGGUAAGGCCCUUAGUUCUCAUAAAACACUUUCUAUACACCGGAGACUUCAUACUGGAGAAAAACCCUACAAGUGUGACGAAUGUGGUAAGGCCCUCAGCUCUCAUAAAACGCUUUUUAUACACCAGAGACUUCAUAGUGGAGAAAAACCCUACAAGUGUAAAGUGUGUUAUAAAGCAUUCAUAACUCGCUCAUCACUUUUUAUACACCAGAAAAAUCAUACUGAUGAAAAAAUCUACAAGUGUGAAGAAUGUGGCAGAUCAUUUUACUACCCUUCAAUGCUGAAGCAACACCAAAGAAUUCAUUCUAGAGAGAGACCCUACAAGUGUGAAAAAUGUGGCAGAGCUUUUAUUGAUCCUUCCUUCCUUAAGCAUCAUCAAAGAGUUUAUUGUAGAGCGAACCCCUAUAAGUGUGAAGAACAUGGCAAAGCAAUUUCCUCUGCUGAAAGCUGUAACAAACACAACCAAGUUCACUCUGGAGAGAAACCCUUCAAGUGUGAGGUGUGUGGCAGAUGUUUUUCUUCUUCUUUAGCCCACAGGAGACACCAAUUAAUUCACUCUGAAGACAAUCCCUACAAGUGUGGGGAAUGUGGCAAAGCCUUUUCUAGGCUUUAUUCUCUUACUCAGCACAAGCUUGUUCAUUCUGGAGAGAAACCAUAUAAGUGUGCAGAAUGUGGGAAAGGCUUUACUUGCAAUGCUUCCUUGGUUGAGCACAAGCUGAGUCAUACUGGAGUGAAAUCUUAUCAGUGCGAAGAAUGUGGGAAGAUGUUUUAUUCUACUUUAAAACUGAAGAAACAUAGAAGACUUCAUUAUCAAGAGAAACUGUACAAGUGUGAAGUCUGUGGAAAAGCCUUUCCUACAAAUUCUUCCCUGAUUCGGCACAAAAUAGUUCAUGGUGGAGAGAAAUGCCACAAGUGUGAAGAGUGUGGCAAACUGUUUGCCUCUACCUCAAAACUGAAUAGACACAAAAGAAUUAAUUGUCAAGAGAAAACAUUUAAAUGUGAAGAAUGUGACAAGGAUUUUUGCACUCGCCGAGCACUUUCUGUACAUAAGAGAACUCACACCAAUAAGAAACCACAAAGAUGUGAGGAAUGUGGAAAAAUCUUUUCUACACUCUUCUACCUUUCUGUGCACAAAUUACGUCAUACUGGGGAGAAAUCUUGUAAAUGUGACGAAUGUGGAAAAAUGUUUUACUCUAUUUUAGACGUUAAAAGACACCAAAGAAUUCAUACUGGAGAGAAACCAUACAAGUGUGAAGACUGUCACAAAUCCUUUAGUAGAAAUACAACCCUUAAGACACACAGGACAGUCCACACUGGAGAGAAACCCUACAAGUGUGACCUGUGUGGGAAGGGUUUUAUUAAGCCCUCUGUUCUUACUGAGCACAAGAUAGCUCACACUGGAGAGAAACCCUACAAGUGUGACACGUGUGCCAAAGGAUUUUCCUCUUCUUCAGUCCUUAGAAAACAUCAAAGAAUUCAUUCUGAAGAUAACCCCUACAAGUGUGGGGAAUGUGGCAAAGCCUUUACUAAGCUGUAUACACUUAGACGGCACAAGUUUGUUCACACUGGAGAGAAACCAUACAAGUGUGAGGAGUGUGGCAAAGGAUUUUCAUGCUCUUCAUACUUUAAGACACAUAAAACAAUUCAUUCUAAAGAGAAGGCCUAACAGUGUGGGGAACGUGGCAACGCCUUUGUUAAUCAUUCACUCUCAUCACAAGACAGU
This is a messenger RNA of Acomys russatus (golden spiny mouse), 2149 nucleotides long. Its product is annotated as zinc finger protein 58-like. Lineage: Eukaryota; Metazoa; Chordata; Mammalia; Rodentia; Muridae. The coding region runs from base 98 to 2092 and encodes 664 amino acids. The record is from RefSeq and is a predicted model, not a curated record. The transcript has 4 exons. Gene Ontology annotation, biological process: regulation of DNA-templated transcription.